Neoarius graeffei (lesser salmon catfish) is the source of this 9919-nucleotide messenger RNA. Its product is annotated as histone-lysine N-methyltransferase ASH1L-like. NCBI's taxonomy places the organism in Eukaryota, Metazoa, Chordata, Actinopteri, Siluriformes, Ariidae. The coding region runs from base 307 to 6117 and encodes 1936 amino acids. The record is from RefSeq and is a predicted model, not a curated record. Gene Ontology annotation, molecular function: protein binding; DNA binding. The transcript has 16 exons.
UACGCAGUUGCACAACGUUCAUCUUCACGGCUGCAUCAGUGCACGCAAAGCUCGCGCAACAUCCCUGCGUUUUGCGUUUCGGCUCAGUGCGCGCGCUCGGAAAAUUGGGCUAGAACACAUCCUGUCCUGUGUCUUCUUACAGCGUGGGCCUGAAAUAUAAUGAAGGAAGACAGCACCGAUUUGGAAAUAUUACUUUUUUUUGUUUAACAAGGACGUAUCUUCAUAUCCGGAUCUAUCAUCAUCUUAAUUUAAUAGCUCAAUAGCUCUUCCUUCCGCUGCCAUUUUGCUUCUGUACUGAACAUCUAAAUGGAUAAAAAAAGGAAGAAUGAUUUACGUACGCCAGCACCAGAGAGAGGUAAAGCGUGUGAGGGGACAGAGGGUCGAAAAAAAACAAGAAAGACCAAAUCAGAGGAACUGGAUUUCUUCUCUGAAGGAACUGAUGGCAGAGAUAAACAGCAGCAGGAUUUAACAGUUCAAGAGGCUGAUAAUUCAGAAGGUAAUAUGAAAGCGAAGAUCAGAUCUGGGGCAAAACGAACCAAGAAACCCCCAAAGAGCCUUGAGAACUUCAUAUGCCGACCUUCGGUUCGAGUGUUUCAGAGGCCUGAACAAAGUGUCUGCAAACGAAGAGAUGGUAUAAGUGCUAAAACUAGACGCUACAGUCACUUAUGUCAUCCUGUCCAGAAGAAAUGUAAUACUGACCCAUUGGUAACAAAAGACAAUUCAGCUUUGACAAAUACUGAUCCAUCAGCACUUUCUCCUUCCUCUCUCAUACCUUCUAGUAUCAUGUCUCCAGCUUCAGACUCCCCUACUACAAGGGCAGCUAAAAAGGUUCUCCCAAAACAAACUAAGAAGACAGAUUUAAAGUCAGAUAUAACACUACAGGAAACCCCACAGUCGUCCAACAAACUGUCAAUUUCUCACAAGAUAAUGCUUAAUACUCACAUAAAGCAGACAUACGCCUCCAAAAAUCCUCCUGAUUCAAAUUCCACUUCUCAACAGGACUCCAGCUCACAAGAGUGCAUCAAUGUUCUUAAUGAGGACAAGACACAGCAAGGUCAAACCAGUCCAAACUCCAGUUAUGGAAAUCCAAGUGAAACCAGUUUACAUACUGUGCCAUCAAAGCUGACAUCCUGUUCUCAAAAAAAUGUCCCAAAAUGCAAUGAAAAUAAUUCAGAAAUGCCUUCAAGUUUGCAUUUGAAAGCAAAGAAGUGUGAGGGUUGUGUCGAUGAUCCCAGCCAUGCUGAUGUCAGAAUAGUAAUUAAUGAAAAGAGUAAGCACCAGAAUGGCUCCACACAAGAGCCAAGUCUUUGUACAAAUGACCUGCCAGAACACCCCACCUCUUUCCAAGUAACUGAUUCCCCAUCUUCCAGUAAGUGCACUGACACCACAUCAGACAUGUCAGAGAAUAGCAGAGGAAGCAAAGGACAGAAUGAAAAUAAAGACCUAAAUUGGACUUCAGAAAUAACCAUGAAAUCCUUUAGAAAUCCUGUUCCUGAGCACAAAAAUUAUGGCAGCACAAAUGGAUUGGCUAACGAUGAGCACGGAAAGCAAGUCAAGCUUUGUACAAAUCAAGAGCAAAUUGAAGUACCCAGUUUGAAUGAGACUAACAACUCUGUAGGUUCUACAUUAAAAUCUCCACUGUCUCCUGCCCCAGUAAAGCCCCUGAUGGAUGAAUUAUCUUCAAACAGCAAGCAAGACAAAAAACUGUCAAAGAAGCGACAAGUCAGAAGUCUUCGCAGCAAUAAGAUUGCAAACAUGGCCAACGAGACUAAUGAUAGUCCUGUUGCCUGCAAAGUACUACACAGUAGUGCACAAAAUGAAACUCCAUUCCAUAGUUCUUCGGAAUCAUUGCCUUCGCCUCAAUGUGAACAAAAUCCAGCUGGACAACCUUCCAAAUCAAAACCCUCUCAAAACUUAAAAAAUUGCAGUCCAGAAAUUUCAUCUCUAAAUAAUCCACCAUCUAGGAAACGGGGUAGACCAAAAACAAACAAAUCAGGAAUACAAGUUCAGGCAAACAAUUCUCAAGUGUCUGCUGUUAAACCUCCAAAUGAUCAAAACCCAGAACACCUAGAGCCAGAACUUGAUAUGAAGCAGACAAGGCCUAUGGCAAGAAAACGUGGGCGCCCCAAACAGUCUUUUUCUAUCCAAGCAAAGGAAACUCAGCCAGAAUUAAUCUCUAAGAAACAGGACUCUGGAGACCUUCAUAUUACUUCCAAAGACAAAGCAAGGAACAUUCAAAAGUGCAAGAAAAGCAAGAGAGUAAUAAUGAAGACAAUCAUUGGAAAGAUCAAUAAGAUGAAAGUGAAAAGGAAAGAUCAAGUACUCACACAGAUUCUGUUGGGACAGAAGAAGUGCGACAGUAGAGAUAGUUCUCAUGAAGACACAGAAAGAGAUGCGUGCAGUGCAGAUUCUACUGCAACACACUCCUUAUCUUCCCUUGUAUCAUCUUUUGGAGGCAAACUUGGUUCUCAAAUUAAUGUCAGCAAAAGAGGAACUAUCUACAUGGGAAAAAGGAGAGGUCGCAAACCAAAAUGUCAGGCAACCUCCGAUACUUCCUCCCAGAAAUCUCCACAGAUGUUCCCAGACAACCCGCAGUUAACCCCCAAGUCUACUUUUGCGCAGCCAUCAUUAGAUACCCAGAGUAUUCCUUUAUCAGGCUCCUCAAGCACACUUAAAAAUAUUGCCUCGUCUUCAUCAUCUGGGAGGAGUUCACAGCUAAAUUUCAAUACCCCCAAAAUCAAAGCAACUUCCUUUAAGCAACUUAGUGAAAAUUCCCAGACUCACUCUGAAGUAACAUUGAUGUGUAACAGUGGGGAAGGAAUUAAUGAUAACGCCACAUCAGACAAGGGUGAGAGGAAUAACAGGCUGGAUGAAGGCGUGGGAUUUUGCUCAGCACCAGCCACAGGUUCUGUAUUCACCGUGUCUGGUGUUCCUGGGAGCAAUUCCUUUCAGGGCAGACCGAAGACUCUUUCCCCCUUGCCUUCAGAGCACCUUUUUUCUGCUCAUUUGCCAUUAGGCUCUGGUAGGCCACAAGAUUCCAGUCCCUCAUUGACAUACACAGACCCAGAGGCACAUAAGUUUAAAUGCCAUAGGAAGGGCCAUCACUGCCUUAGUCGAGAAAAGCUUAGAAGACAUAAAUAUAAAUGCAAGAAGAAGUAUAUGCAACUCAGGACCAAAUGCCAAGACCCAGACGUCCUUGCUGAUAUUGACGACUUGGUUGUCAGACUGAGCAAGAUCCGUAUCGUGCAACGCAUCACCCGAACAAAGCCUGGCGAUGAUGGUAACACAACUGGAAGAAAGACUGUAAAGGGAAAAUGUCAAUCAUAUGAUCUUCAGUGCCUACAAGAAAAAGUUCACCCCCCAGCCAUGUUCCAAAUUAACCUUAGCGGGUACUAUUCUCCACAUUCUGCCCUGUCCUGUGAACCCCUUCAUUAUGUUAGAAUGGCAAAUAUGAGAAAGAAACAUGGUUGCUCCUCUGAGCCAAGCGAACAAAUUGUUACACAUUUUCCUGUGAUGCACAAACUUGGAUACCCAUACCCAGGUGGUGGAUUUAUCCACCCAUCCUACAAAGUACCAUUCACAACCACCUCGCUUGGUUUUGGACUCUGUCGAGGAUACCCAUCCAGUACAGCGUUAUAUCCACUCCCUUUUCCACCAUCAUAUUUGCACCACUACUCUAAAAACCCUAUUAUUAGCCCAUCUAAGUUCCACAAGAAGAGGACCAAGUUUCCAAGGCAAGACUCUACAGUUUGGGGACAGAAUACAUUUGGGGCGUAUCCUAGGAUGACCCCACACUCCUCCUGUGACUGUUUCAAUACAGAAAGUGGGCAAAGGCAGAAGCAGAAAGAGAAAGGCAAAGGAAGGCGGGAUAAGCAUAGCAUAAUGACAGAAAGACAGCAUGGAAAUGAUGCAUGUCUUUGGCUUAAUAAACUAACAAAAGACAAUGAAAAUUCAGGAAGCUGCUCAUUUAACUCCCCUUCCCCCUCCCCAGUUUUCUCACAAAUUCAGCAGAAAGACAAAACUUUUCCUUUUACACGUUUAAGUCCAUCAAACGUGGGGCAAGGAGGAGAAGUAAGAUGGUCAGAACAUCAGCCACCAUGGGGUCUUGGCAACAAAAACCAAAACCAGCCCUCCGAAACACUUGAAAUCAAUUCAGUGGGCCAUGAGAAUACAGGUCAAGAGACUGAUGGGAACUCAACAUCAGCUCAGCAGUUACAUAGCAGAACUCAAUCGUUCUUAAAACAGCCUACACUCAUUAGUGGUACACCAAGUCAAAAAAGGAUCACAAAGUCAAGAAAAAGUGAAGGACUGACUGGAUUCUCAAAUGUUCAAAAGGAACAAGCCAAAACAUCUGCGCAAGAGCUGUCUUCUGGAGAUAAGAGAACACCAGGUACCGACCAAGCAGGUGGUUUCCCUAAAACGCAUCAGUGCAGUGAUUCUUCAUCACCCAAAGAAGCAGAAAAGAUACCAAGGGAACCAAGAGCUUUUAAAGCCAAAAGGAGGCUUCUGAUUAAGAAUAAGUCUAACCAUGUUCGCCAAACCUCACCUCUUUUAAGGGAUGAGCAUGCACAGCACACAGCCAGAAGCACUCCUUCUAGAAGUGCUAAAGUACAACAACAUUUCAAGUCACCAAAACAUCAAAAUUCUGAGGGACAGGAGGUCGCAGAUGGCAACGGAGUAAAGAGAAGAGGACCCGGACGACCAAGGAAGAGUCCUAAAAUCUCUUCUCCGCCGUCUUUACUUUCCGUUCCUGAGCUGUCCUCAUCUUUGACUAUAGAAGAGGCAGGAGAAGAAGACAAAGAUAACAGUGACACAGUAUUGGAAGUCAUUGAGCUUGUCAUUCAUGGAGAGCAGAGAAGUGGGAAAAAACGAAAAAUUGCUGAAAGUGUGGAAAAUGGAGAUCAGAAUCCGAAUGAAGAAAAAGAUGUGACUGAGCAGUCUUCCACUCAUUGCCAUAUGUGCUCAGCACCUAUUGAUCCAUCACCUAGCCAGGUUGAAGACAGUCAACCGGAGCAGGCCACUGCCUCACUACCCAAUAAGAAGUAUUUAUGGGCAGGGCUUUAUUCAGAUGUUUAUAAAACCGAAGACAUUCCUGAUCAGCCUCAUGAGCUAAACGUAGAGGGUCUCGAGUACAAUCCAGAGGAGCAUGAACAUGGCCUCCUCCCUGCACCUCUACACGUGGGAAAGUACCUAAGAGUGAAAAGGAUCAACUUUCAGUUGCCGUAUGACAUCCACUGGCAAUGUGCUUUUAACAAGCGAUUUGAAAAACCUGUUACUGUACCACAGGCAACACCAUCAAACAGUUCCUGUAACCCCCCAAACAGCAGUGUGCAUCAGUCCUGCUCUGACGAUUGUCUCAACACAACGCUCAGUGAUGACGAGAUUCAGUCCUGUGAUACGGACAGUCACACACACGUGUAUGAGGAACACCAUCCGUGCCAUCGUCACCUCCAACAACAGGAGGAAAACAGUGACAAUGAGAACUUCCCCUCAACCUUAUCUAGUGAGGAGAGGAGUUUUGUAAUGAAACAUGGUGUCUUCCUGGUGAGAAAUUACGAGAAGAUGAAGGCAAGACAGGCGUUUCUUCUGAGAGAGGGGGAGAGAGAGCAAGAGAAAGAAAAGGAGGAGGAUAAAACAAGCAGCCAGAGUGAGGGUAGAGGCCUUGGAGAGGAUCCACCCAUCAAGUCAGGUCUAGGAGUGUGUGUAGUUGUUGGCGCCAUGUGCAUGUGCCCGAUUGAGUGGAGGUCAUUUUCUGAAGAAGGGGAGCAUUUAACAUUCCAAAGCAGAGAUCUCUCACACACACUCCAAGAAAUCUGGGACAGGAUUGUUAGUUGCAAGGGAUCAUCUGGACAAACCCUCAGUGAUCCUCUGCUAAACCUGUGCUCAAGAAAAAGGUCUGAUUCUGCUCUGGUGGACCUCAGCAUGGUACAAAAGCAGCUCCAGACAGGACACUAUGAGACCCUGGCGGCCUUCCACUCGGACAUGCUGACUGUGUUCCACUGUGCAGAGAAAUACUACGGCUCUGAGUCUGCAGUCGGGCGUGAUGUGAGUCAGCUGAGGGCCAAAUAUCACAGAGCUCACCAGGAAGCUUCAGCCCACAUCAGCAACUUCCUGUAAGAGAUAAGAAGCCACGCCCACACACCUACCUUCCAGGGCAUAUUGUGGUUGUGGCUGUGACUAUGGUAGCACACAGGCAUGAUAGGCCUUCAAGAACAAGCAGACGAUGCCCUUCAAUACCAAAGACCUGUUGUGUGGUGCGCUUACACAGGCACUGAGUGUUAAACAGAGCCCUGCUGGAUGGGAUGCUUGCUGAGAAAAAGAUUAAGACUCAGAGAUCCAUAUUUAUUCAAAAAGGAUGGACAUGGAGGAGAAAAGGACUGCUGAUCUUACAAAAAACCCACUUCUUCAUUCCAUUUUCCUUCCACUUUUAUAUCCUGUCAGUUGCCUUGUUGAGAUACGUCUUCAGUAUUAAAUCACAAAAAAGCAUGGGGUGCAUGAAGCUGUGGGAACAGGAAAUAAUCUGAGGUAGUUAGUCCAAUUUUGGCCAAGGACAUAAACAAUCAUACUAAAUAUAUUUUAAAACUGUAUAUAAAUUUUAUGUUUAUUAUUUAUAAUGUGUUUUUCUUUACACUUGUAUAUACAUCAUUUGCCUUGCCAAUGACUGCACAUAGUACCAGUGAUAUAGUUUAAUGUGAGAUGUGCCUAGUAAUAAGCAAUAAUUGGAAAGCAAUAAGCUACUUUUUUCAUUGUCACUAUACUACUUUUUAAACUCCUUUUAUGCUGCCCCCUAACUUUACACACCAGCCUGAGAGAUGAUGUUGGGCAUUUUCCUAAUUACAUUAAACUUGAAUGAGGUUUAAUUCUUUAGUAGAGAGAAAUAACGUAUGCUUUGGCAGGGGUUGGGACCCUUUUCGCCCUAAGAGCCAAAUAAGAACAAAGAAUUAUACAGUCCCACACUACGCAUACCCAUCUAAUGCGCGCCCAAGAAAACAUUUCCCUUUUUUGUGCAGUCUCCACAGCACUGGCAAAGCAAAAGAAUUUCUAUUUCCAGCAUUGUUCAUCCAUGCUAGCAUUUAUUAUUGGCUGGUUUCCAGUUUCCACAGGGCUUGGCGUAAGCUUUUUUUCCCCUGCUGUGGCAAAAUCAUUGCUUCUCAAAAUGUGUCUUUACAUUUGAUAUUUUCAGCGACCCUGUAGAACAGGAUAAAGCGGCUAGAGAUGAUGAGAUGAGAUGAGAUUCUGGUCAUUACAAAACAGACACACUGCAGCCCCAGAGUUUUCGAUAGAUACAAACUCAUUCAGGUAUUUUAGCUGUUUACUUUGCUAGCUUUGCUUUGUUAAACCUGUUCCAUUAAAAUAAAGCUUUGAGAAAAUGUAGGCAACCCCAAUGUGAAAGCUUUAAAAUAUAUGAAAAUGGAAUAGUAUAGAGGAGCAGAGGUUAAAGGGGAGGGAAAGCGAAAUAAUGCACAGCUCAUCAGCUUCCACAACUAAGUUAUUGUUGUUGUUUGUUUCUCAAUUGUACAAAUGCAUCGUUUUUUUGAGAGCUUCCAGUCUUUUUUGUACGCUGUCAUUUAGAAAGGUUUUUUUUUCCCAACAUACCAACAAUGUAAAUAUAUCCUCAAAAAGUAAAACAGUUGCUAUUAGGGUUAAUUUCUGUAUAAAGAAAACUAGCCCAGAAUCAAGUUUAUGACAUGAAAUGUGGUUCCUGCACAAAUGGCCCAUUGUGAUUUCCAACUCAAAACAAUAGAGUGUCAUAGAUGUGUGGCGGCCUGGAAGAAAACAAAACAGUUGUAUGUCGCUGUAGAUUAAUUCUGGCAAACAGCCCAAAAAUAUGAACCGUUGAGUUUUUGCUCAAAAUCUUUCAACAUUUUUUUUUCUGCCUAUAACAUAUGUUACUCAGCUUUAAGAAGCCAUACAUUUCACCAAAACAGUUUAUGGUAAAUUAUGUUAUUUACUGCUAUCUUUCUGCAAGAACACUUUUGUAAGAAGCCAAUUUAACAAAUGCAGCUAGUCUGCCGAAAGAUAUCUAAAGCCUUGCUAGUCACGUUAUUUCCUCACACAGUGAAUGUCAGGCUUUGAUCAAAUUAUUAGAUAGCUAGGUGCCAUAGUGAAAUUGCCAUAAACAUGAUCAGAGGUGGGUUUCCCAAAAGCCUCUUAAGGCUAAGAGUGUUUUCAACUGCCUCUUAAGAUCCAUCGUUAAGCUAACGUGGUUUUCCCAAACAACAUAGCCAAAGUAGUACUUUAGUUCGUUCCGAUGGACCUGGAUCAUUCUGUCACAGCAAAGAGCGUCUCCUCACAGCUGAAUACACAGAAUGCGCGUGCGCCUCCAAGGGACUCUCACAAUCAGUGGGGGAAACUGGUGUUGAAUCUGCUGCCGGUGUUCAAUUAUUUUUCUUGUACAUCGUAAGUACAGCGAGUUAAUUAGUAUAUAAAUAUACGCAAAACAUUAUGAAUGUAUUUCAAUAUGUUAUGGAAUUAUGGACGGAUAUUGUAAUGUCACAUUGAUAUCGCCACGUUUUAAUCGAAUUUAACUCCAUUAGGCGAGUGAUUAUCUCAUUUAGUGUAAUAAAUGAGACAAAUUCCUGCAUUUGUAACAUUGUAUAUAUUUUUGCCAACUAAUACUUGUACACAAUUGCCAACUUGGCAUUGUGGAUAAUAUAACGGUUGAAAUAAUCCUGACUGCAUGAUUGGGUAAUGGUGAAAUGAGCAGGCACAGGGAAGAACAUUUACUUAAUUAUGUAGCUCAUUCUUUCGUGUGAACGUUUGUUCAUUUAAUUAAAAAACACGCUUGGAAUAAAAAAUGUUCAUAUACAAAAAUGUAAAAUAGUUUCCAUUAUUAAUUACCACAUUAUGUACAUAAUGCUUAAUAACGAUACAAUAUUAUUCUGCCCACAGUAACUGGAUACACUGAUUGGCUACUCUGCUACUCAGCUAUCAGCUUAUAUACCGUGAGUAGAGAAAAACAAAAUGGCGGAGCGUUUUGCUGAACCAACCGAGGACGAAAUAAAAACUCUACUCAAAAACAAAACCCCCCCAAAAAAAUAAAAAGCAACAAAAUAUGGAAUAAAAGUAUUUGAUAGUAAGAACAUAGUUUAUUUUUCAAGAAUUAUUAUUGCAUUUUUCACAAAUUGUUAAUGUCAUUUCGCUGGUUUGUUUACAUUCUAAGUGGAAAUGAUUUUGUAUAAAGUUAUUUAUUGAAUUUGCAAAAAAAAAAAUGCUCUGUUUCUCUAAAUCCAGUGAAUGUGCAUAGAAUAAAACAGUUAUUCCACUCAAUCUCGUCAUACAUGACUUAUAGCCAACUCGGCGCUAUGUGCCUCGUCGGCCAUCAGCUCAUGUACGACUCGAUUUCAUGGAAUAACUUAACAUAUUUUAACGCUUUAUGUUUCAUUGGUUUUUGGUUAAAAACAAACACCAUGUGAUCUCAUUGACUGGAUUUAGCAACUACUAAUGCCUUCAGCAACUCCAGUACGAAUGCCUUUAGCAACUACGAAUGCCUAUAUCGAGAAUGCGUGCUAUAAAGAUGCUCUUAGAAAAGUUGCUCUCAAGACUCAUUACGAGUGAGUUUGGGAAAACCACGUACAAAGACAAUGUUCAUUGCCUAAGAGUGUCUUUAAACUUGCUCUUUAGCCCUAAAGCAUAACGUUAUUUGGAAACCCACCCCAGUUCAGUUUGUUAUUACCUACUGACGGUCAAAAUGUCCACAGUUAGAAUGCCCACACUUUUUGGGGAAAAACACAAACUUUACACAUGGUUAAGAAGAUGAUUUCACCAUAUGAAGGGUUUUCCCAGGCCACCACACAUACAUAGCUCAAGAGUCUUAGGUUCCCUACCCCUGAUCUAUGAUGUAGUGGCCAACCAGGAGCUUUUUGUUGAACUGUUUAGGGAUUGUGUUUCGUCUUAAUAAAUGCCUCAUUUAUUUCUG